This is a messenger RNA of Scaptodrosophila lebanonensis, 453 nucleotides long. RefSeq lists its product as uncharacterized. The record is from RefSeq and is a predicted model, not a curated record. Bases 1 to 453 code for a protein of 150 amino acids. Lineage: Eukaryota; Metazoa; Arthropoda; Insecta; Diptera; Drosophilidae. The transcript has 4 exons.
AUGACUACAACAAUAGCAUUUGUGUUGGUGGCACCGGAUAUUCCAUUCGGUAUUUUAUACUUGAUUCCUACCUAUUCGGCCAUCGCAGCUUUGCAUUCAGUCUGCAUUCAUGCAUCGUCAUACAGAUUUUGCACAGAAGAGAAUUCAAAGAAAUACGCGGAUUGUAGCUUACAUCCACAUGUUCCCUGUAUAUGGCCUGCCCUGCCAUACCUCUUGGUACUUCUGUUUUCAACAGUUUUAUUCUUUUCCGUGAUUUUAUUAUGUGAACGUGGAUCAAACUGCGUAUCUGACUCCCGGUUUAGAGGUGGAAUGAUAAUUGAUGAUCAUUGCAACAUCAGAAAUAUGACUCGCAAUGAGUUGAGAAAUCACCCACUUGUCUUAAAAAAUGUGAAAACUGAUUAUGUAAAGGCGCACCAUCCAAUUAAGGGUGUAUCCUUUGGAAUGAAGCCGUAA